CAGCGCGAGCCCGCCUGCCUCAUGCGUGAGAACGAGGAGCUGCGGGAGAAGGCGACCCUCCGCUACGAGGAGCGCAUCACCGAGCUGCACAGCGUCAUCGCCGAGCUCAACAAGAAGAUCGACCGGCUGCAGGGGUCAACUAUUCGCGAGGAGGAUGAGUACCUGGAGCAGGAGUCGGAGCUCAGCGCGAGCCAGGCGGACGGUCUGGACGACUCGCAGAGCCUGGAGCAGGAGGAGACGCCGUCGCUGCCCGAGAACCAGUCCACGAUGGUGGCGGCCGAUGCCGACGGGAGCAGCGACCUGAACUCGGAGCUGCAGCGCGUGCUCUCGGGCCUCGAGAGCGCCGUGUGCGGCCGCAAGAAGAGCGGCUGCAGCAUCUCCGCCGCCGAGGUGGAGCGGCACAUGGACCAGCUGACGGCCGCCAGCGAGCACUGCGACCUCGCCAUCAAGACGGUGGAGGAGCUGGAGGGCGAGCUGGGCCAGGACGUGUACCCGAGCGUGGCGGAGGAGCGGGCGCGCUGGGAGAAGGAGCUGGCCGGCCUGCGGGACGAGAGCGCCGGCCUGGCCGCCCGCCUGUGCAGCAGCGAGGACGAGCUGGGCCGCACCCGGGCCUCGGCAGCCGCCGUGCGCGAGGAGCGCGACCGCCUCCGCCGCCGGGUGCGCGAACUGCAGACUCGCCUGCAGAGCGUUCAGGCGGCGGCGCCGGCCAGCCCCGGCCGCCUGGGCCCCACGAGCCGAGCGGUCAACCCCAGCACGGGCGAGCUGAGCACGAGCAGCAGCAGCAACGACCUGCCCGUCGCCAAGGUGGCGGAGCGAGUGAAGUUGUCCAAAACGCGUCUGGAUUCCGGCUCGCCCGCCGACAGGCCUGUGCUGGGCUCCGAAAUCAGCAGCAUCGGGGUGUCGAGCAGCGUGGCGGAGCACUUGGCGCACUCGCUGCAGGACUGCUCUAACAUCCAGGAGAUCUUCCAGACGCUCUGCUCGCACGGCUCCUCCGUGUCGGAGAGCAAGCUGCGGGAGUUCGAGGUCGAGAUGGAGCGGCUCAACAGCCGCAUCGAGCACCUCAAAUCUCAGAACGACCUGCUGACGAUCACGCUGGAGGAGUGCAAGAACAACGCGGAGAGGAUGAGCAUGCUCGUGGGCAAGCACGAGUCCAACAGCACCGCCCUGCGUCUCGCCCUGCAGUACAGUGAGCAGUGCAUCGAGGCGUACGAGGCCCUCAUGGCGCUGGCUGAGAGCGAGCAAGGCCUCAUCCUGGGACAGUUCCAGGCCGCCGGAGUCGGCUCCGUAGCUGAGCAACCGAGCGGCGGUGGUGGCGGCGGCAGCGCCGAGGACGCGUCGCGGGCGCUCCGGAAGGCCCGCGAGGGCCGCCGGGUGGCGGAGGCGGCGGCCCGGGCCCUGCUGGCCAGGCUGGACGGGGUGUGCGGCGCGCCGGGCGCCGUGGGCGGCGCCCAGCCCUGGGAGAGCCUCUCCUCGCACAGCCAGACCAGCACGACGAGUUCGACAGCGAGCAGCUGCGACGCGGACCUGAGCAAGGAGGACGAGCAGCGGCUGCGCGACUACGCGCAGCAGCUGCGAGCCGACUGCGCCGCCGUGACGCUCACCAUGCUGGAGCUGGAGAGCGUGCACCUCGACGCGCUGAGCUGCGACGUGAAGUCGCGCGGCGACGGCACCCGCCUCGACCUCGAGAACGCCGUGCUCAUGCAGGAGCUCAUGGCCAUGAAGGAGGAGAUGGCAGAGCUGAAGGCGCAGCUCUACCUCGUGGAGAAGGAGCGGAAGGCGCUGGAGCUGAAGCUGAGCACGCGCGAGGCCCAGGAGCAGGCCUACCUCGUGCACAUCGAGCACCUCAAGUCCGAGGUGGAGGAGCAGCGCGAGCAGCGGAGUCGCUCGCUCGGCUCCGGCAGCGGCGGCACCGGCGGCACCGGCGGCGGCACCGGCGCUCGUCUCAAGACGCCCAAGGAGAACGGAGAGACGCUGACCGCGGCGAUCACUCUGGCCGAACUCCGCUCGCCGCUUCACGACAACGACCUGGCUAACGAGCUCUCCGAUGCCCUCCACAGGGAGAAGAAGCUGAAGGUCCGUGUGCAGGAGCUGGUGGCGGCGCUGGAGAAGCUGACGCGGAGCAGCGAGAUCAGGCACCAGCAGUCGGCCGAGUUCGUCAAUGACCUCAAGCGAGCCAACAGCAACCUGAUAGCGGCGUACGAGAAGACGAAGAAGAAGUACCAGAGCAAGGUGAAGAGGCUGGAGGCGCAGAUGGUGUCCAUGGUGGAGCGCCACGAGACGCAGGCGCGGAUGCUCAAGCAGCGCAUCGCCCUCCUGGAGGAGGAGAACGCUCGCCCGCCCGCCAACGAGACGUCGCUGUGACCGCGGCCGGCGGGCGGCGACCGGCGGGGGGCAACCAACGACGGGAAACAGCGGUGGCCGCAACGGCGGCGGCAACACCAUUGGCGGCAACACCGGGGGCAAGAACAACGGCAGCACGUGGGGUGCCCGCCAAGGACUGCUCGCCGCUCCAUCACCGCGACACGCACACACACACACAAAAAAGACAAAGAUGCCCCGUGUAGCCUGUAACAGACUGUAGGGGCAAGUGCUGUUAGCGAGUAGCACCUUAUGAAGGCUGGCACGGCGCACGAGGGGGGGGUGGGUGGCACAGAGAUGCACGUGUUGCCUGCGCUCCCGGGAAACGCGCAACGCUGGGCCAACGUCGGGCCCGUCGCGUUGGGCCAAUCGCGCGAGGUUCGGAUGCGUUUGGCCACCAGCGUUGGCCCAACGUGUUCCAUGCCACACUGGGGGGGGGAGGGGUGAGGGGGGGGGGUUACUCGGCCGGCCACUCACAGAGGUUAGCUGCGGGGUUUUCGAAUUCAGAAAUCUGCGGCACAUCGGCCCUGGUUUGUCCCAGGGCCAAUGUGCCGCUUCCGCAUAUUUUUCACAUUUCGAAAAAAUUGAAAAAAGUUGCCAGUCGGAUGCGUCCCCUCGCCGCCCCACCGCUGUUGUAGGCUGUCGGGGCGCACGCUGUUAGCAAGCGCCUAUUAAGGCCAGCACAGAGCACACCAGGGGAGCGGCGGGGGGUGGUGCCGGCCAGCGUUGCGGCUGACGCUGCUCCCUCUGGUGUCGAUGUUCACCGUACGCCAUCGGGAGCUCUUUUUUUCAGGCCGAGUGGACCUAGAGGAGGUGCGGGCAGGGUUUGUAGAUAUAUGGCCACUUUUGCCGUGUGCGGGUUAAGAGACGGAAUGCGGGACAAACGGGAUUGGAUCGCGGUGCGCGAAUCGCUGUGACACAGCGCACAGAUGCUCGCGUGCAAAAUGCAAAAGACAAAUUUCCCCCCAAUGGCCUUCGACAGUCCGCUGGGGCGGAAUCUGUGAGCGAGCAGCCAUUCAGGCCGACACGGCACACGAGGGGGUGGGUGGCCAGCAUCCACGCCCGGCCGUCUUUGUCUCCCCAAUGCUGAUGUUUUACACACACUGCACCAGGUACUCAAUGUCAGGCGCAGGACCGGUUCGGAUAUUCGUCACUGAUGUGGGCUGUGAGCUGGAAUUAGAACUCGGGUCGCUGGGUUCGUCACGCGCUGCGCUAACCGCAGUGCCACCGCUCACGUGCAAACACACGUGCAGACACGCGCGCAUUUCUGUACAAAUAUGGGUGUGUAUUGCAUGCAUCCCAAUUUAACUGAUAACCUGCAGCUUUGUUAACCGGAUUUCCAAUUAAUUUCCUGGUCAAAUUAAGUGCCAUUUACUCGAUUUAAAGAUUGUAAACUCAAUAGAAGGUUAAAAAAAAUGUUCCUACUAAAAGUAUUCCUACUCGUGAACAAGGUGAAAAAGAAACACGCAUUUAUAUUUUUUGGCGAGUGAACACACGGAGGAUUUGGCGAAUACGUCUUUAGUGCGAUAAAAGUUCCACCUUUGACAGAUCGCAUCCAAUCAGAAGGUUACUUUGCAAUACGCAGAACGCGACAGGUGCCGUCCAAUCACAGGCAGCGACGAUCGGGAAGCUGCUGUGAAAUGCGCAACACGUGACAGGUUCCGUCCAAUUGCCGGUGGCUACAAUCACGACGUUGGUGUAAAAGCACAGAGCGGCACACAAUGGCCAGUUAGUAGUCGUUACAGAGACGACGAUUGUGAGUACGUCGGGAAAAGCAGCAAUGUUGAAGUGCAAGGCGAUCAGUUUGAAAACUAAUUUUUGUAAAACUGAUUUUUGUGUAUUCUUGGUUCUUCCGGUAAAGUCACGUAGAAGGGAAAUCAUAACAUAAAAUUUAAAAAAUAAAAUUCUCACGACGUUUCCAUUGCAACACAAACAAUCAUCAUCCUUGAUGAUGAGAAUUGUAUUGUUUUAAAUAUAAUUAUUUUAUUAUUUCCCUUCUACGUGACUUUACCGAAAGAACCAAGAAUAUGAAUCCCUGCAGUCACGAAAGCUUUAAAUUGCUUUUUGUGUGUUUAGUUUGUCGUCCUUCACCCGCACCUCCGGUUAGCCCUGGUUGGCUACGUACGGUGCGAAAGAAGUUCAACAUACCAUACCCACACCUCCGGUUAGCGCGGUUGGCCACGCACGUACAGACGGUCUUCAGCGGGUAAUUCCAGUCCAGUAUUUGCCGAUAUAUUUUGCGUUUGUGGGCCGUGAAUGCAGGCAAAACGGAUUUCUCUCCCCUUUUGGAAUGGCAUCGCGGGAUCUUCAACGUGCCAGUAUAAACACACACGCGCAGUAUUAGCCACGUCCCGUUCCGGUGACGCCUGCAAGUUGCAGGAUGUUUUUUUUAAGACGUCGUUACUCGCCGCAGAGAACCACGGUGGACGUGAUCGCCGCCACUCUAUGAAGAGCCAGCGCCAAAACUGCCCCGUACCCUGUCCCGCGUGGCCUUUCAUUCCCGAUUCCCGUUCCGUUCACGUCCAACUACGUGAACGGAAUGGAAUCAGAAACUGAACCGUACGUGCGUGUACGCCACCGUGCGUCAUCGUACGCGUACGCUAUCCAUUUUUCUUCCGAUUCCGUUUUGAUGACGUACACAUACGUACGUGUACGUCAUAUGUCACGUAGGAUGACGUAUACUGACGACCACGUAGGAUGACGUACACAUACAUAUGUGUACGUCAUAGUACACGCACGUCAGCCCAUGUCACGUAAGAUGACGUACACCGAAGAUCACCUAGGAUGACGUACACGUACGUACGUGUACGUCAUUGGAACGGGUUAAAGAGUUAACCAGGUCGGCCUGCCGGGUUCCGAGCCUCGAACCUCUGUCAAAAGCGGCACACCCCUGGGCCGCGUCGUCGCCCCCGAUGAAAUAACGAUCGCGAUUGUUUUUUUUUUUUGUUACGUCACGCCCUUUGCGUUCAGGGUGUCCUCGGCCAUUGUAACUUUCGCCAACUUGUGCGACGAGCGUUCGUCUGCGUUUAAUCGCGCUUCAAACGAAACUAAAAGGCUCCUUUCGGGGAGAAGGAAAAAAUUGGCGGAGAUAUUUCCCCCACGUUGGUGGCCAAUUCGGCCGCCAAACGCCACAUCUCUGGCUGGCGCCAGCCGUCCGGCGUCUCUGCAUCGCGGCUGCCUGCGAUCCACCGCUGCGCAGAGGGGAGGUUGGUGGUUCACCGCACCUUCCCGUCGGCGUCGAGGAGGAGCCGUAACCCCCUGAUCUCGCCAGGAGAGGGCAGCGCAGCAAAGGGUGGACCAAUCUCCACCAUUAUUCCAUCCGUACGGGGAACAGAACGUUGGCCCCUCGCCAGAGGUCGCAACCGGGUACCCAAUACCCGCACCCUACCCGAUACCUGGCUACCCGUACCCGGCCGGGUUCGGGUACGGGUACCCGUUUGCGACCCUGGUGCGGCCGGGUACGGGUAGGCCGUGAGUCACUGGUGAGUCACCGUUUGUCACUCAUUUCGGGUAGCGCACGGGUACGGCCGGGUACGGGUAUGGUACAGGUACCCAUUUGCGACCCUGGUGCGGCCGGGUACGGGUACGGAAUCAAAACCCGUUUCCGACCUCUGCCCCUCGCUCACACGCGUGGGUUUUCCCUCCGGGUGAUUCAGGUUUGCUCCCGCGUGCAGAAAUAAAAACCACUCGCAUCGUAAAUCGGCUCAGACCGUCUUAAAAUAAAAUAAAUCCCCAAUGUAGCAGGACCAUCCUGAAACGAGUCACUGGAGCUCGUUUUGGCUUUACUGGAUGCAUGGAAGGAGGGAUAAGAAAUGAAUAGCAGUGGUCGUCUUAAAAUUCUGAUGCCAGCUUUCGCUGUGGGCAUGGAGUGCGUGCAACACACAACGGGGCGGGCACGUCCACGCGGAGAGCAGCGCUUGUAAUUAAUGUAAAUAUAAGCCUCGACUUGCAAACCAACUUUUGCACGCACAGGAGUAUGCAAGAGAUUCGUAGGAAGUCAUUUCAAGUUACGCGCGUGCGUGCGCGUGUGUGUGUGCGCACGUGUGUGUGCGUGUGUGUGCGCGUGCAUGUGUGCGUGUGUGUGCGUGUGUGUAUGUGUGUGCGCGUGCAGCGCUCGGCAGGGCGAGAGACGUGCAUCUCGCGACGUGACGAUUGACGAAUCGGGAAUGCGUUCAAUCUCUCGCGCGUACGACCCUGCGCCCGCGCGCGUACCGGCAGCGGUGCGUCUCCCCCC
Messenger RNA from Lethenteron reissneri (Far Eastern brook lamprey), 6592 nucleotides. Its product is annotated as colorectal mutant cancer protein-like. NCBI's taxonomy places the organism in Eukaryota, Metazoa, Chordata, Hyperoartia, Petromyzontiformes, Petromyzontidae. The record is from RefSeq and is a predicted model, not a curated record.